AUGUCUGAACAAGGAUUGCCUAAUUGCUACUUACUUAAGUUCGAGAAUAGCGGUGUUGUUAGAACUUUAGCAGUGCAAAAGGUAAAGGAUCAACAAAACGAAUUCGAAAUUAUUCCGAAGCGCGAAGAUCAAACUGAUAUUUCACAAUUAUGGAUUUACUAUCCAGAAUCUAUAUUACUGCGUAAUCUUAAGUAUCCAGAGUGUGUUCUUGCAGAUGACAAAACAGAUGAAUUCGAAACCGAUAGUAAAAUUGUUGUAAAAUCACAAAUUUCUCAAAUGCAUGACAAUCCAACAGAUUUUUACUUUAGAGAUGGUAAAAUGCUCAAUUCUACUCUCAGAAAAGCUGUAAUUUACAAUAAUACCGAAGAUACAUUCAUUCUUGCAGCAGAUUACCCAACAACAUGCACUUUCAAUAGAAUUGAAAUAGAUGUUACGAAUUACGCAUUAGAUAGCCCGCCUUAUUACGUGCCAAUUGCCAUUCUUUUCUCAGAAGCUGCUCAAGAAUAUGCGAUUACUCUUGAUACAACAUCGCAUUUAAACGAGCAGGGCAGACCUCUUAAGAGAGAACCAUUCAAAUUUGGUGUAGAUCCAAGGCAAUAUUGGUUUUAUAUCCCAAUUUUGAAACAUGCUUUUUAUUCUUGCGCCGAAAGGAAUCAAGUGAUUGAUGAUAUGUCUAAUAAUGAUCAAUUCGAGUCGACUGUAUAUACUCAUCUUCACCACGGAAAGCCAAAUCAACAAUGGAAGGUAGAAAACCGUAAUAUCGUUGGAAAGGCCCAUGAAAAGGUUAUUACUUAUAUUGAAAAAGAUCCAACAUCGUUCAGAAUGAAAUCACGAAGUGAAAACGUGAAUGGAAUUCAAUUAUUCUACUUUUGCCCUUGUUUUACGCCAAUUGCAGAGUCAUUACCUAUCACUAGAGUAUAUAGUGAUGAUGAUAGCAUAAGAUUUGGAAUGUCACACUAUUCUGCUGAAGAAGAAGAAGUUCAAGAUUAUUAUAACCCGAACAGCGGCGAAGAUGAUGAUGACGAUGACGAUGGUGAUGAUGAUGAAACAGAUGAUCUCAAUUACUCUGAUUCGUCAUUUUGA
Messenger RNA from Trichomonas vaginalis G3, 1083 nucleotides. Its product is annotated as Ricin B-like lectins family. The coding region runs from base 1 to 1083 and encodes 360 amino acids. The transcript has a single exon. The record is from RefSeq and is a predicted model, not a curated record. NCBI's taxonomy places the organism in Eukaryota, Parabasalia, Trichomonadida, Trichomonadidae.